Messenger RNA from Aaosphaeria arxii CBS 175.79, 3126 nucleotides. RefSeq names its product subtilisin-like protein. Gene Ontology annotation, biological process: proteolysis. The record is from RefSeq and is a predicted model, not a curated record. The coding region runs from base 301 to 2985 and encodes 894 amino acids. Gene Ontology annotation, molecular function: serine-type endopeptidase activity. The transcript has 4 exons. NCBI's taxonomy places the organism in Eukaryota, Fungi, Ascomycota, Dothideomycetes, Pleosporales.
ACCAGUGAAACAUCAAUCAGCACAACAGCACAAGCCCGAUCGUCAAGCGCAAUCACUGCUCUGCCGGGCCUAUCGGAUCUAGAGCCGCCCUCUUCUACAACGAAACCUCCUCUAGAAGACUUACCCAGUGCUUUCCCAUCGGGGGAUCCACCAUCGAAAACACAACCGACGACCCUACCUGAAUUUGAUCUUAGGCCAUCAUCGUCUGCUAUAACUGGUCUGCCUGAAUUCAAUUUUAAGCCGUCGUCUUCUUCCAUAACUGGUCUGCCUGGAUUUAAUUUUGGGCCGUCGUCUUCUGCCAUGACUGAUCUUCCUCCACUUGAAUCCGGACCUUCAUCUCCAAGUGCAAGUAUUCCAACAUCGCUCCUCGGGAUCUCCAAAUCUUCUUCAGUCGUGCCAACCGCGUCAAUUACGGGAAUACCUCCCUCAUGGAUCAUGGACGUCGUCAUCGACAGCCAGGAAUACAACCUGCCCUCUCCCAACCAGCCACCCAGCGAGAUCUUUUUAUCUAAUGGAGAAAAAGCUCUGUUGAUGUCUGACAGGGUCAUUAUGCGAGGUGAAACACUGGAAAUCCCCGCAGGACUUACCUCUAUGCAGCAGAUCAAAAAGGGCGACCAGACUGUUAAAGCUCAACCUGGGAAGUCGUCUCGACCUUCAGGGGGUAACAACGGCGGCGGCGGCGGCAAAGGCGGCGGUGGUGGUGGUGGCAUUUUCGGUGCCAUUGGUAAGAUUGCACGCGCUGCCGGGUCUGCUGCACGCGGCGUCGCAUCGGUUGGCAAACACGCCGCGAAUCUCGCCACGGGUGGUGCUGGCUCAGCUAUUGGUGGUCUAUCUGGGGCAUUGUCAACGGCUGUAAAAGAUGUCGGGUCCGUCGUCUCCUCUAUCAACGGUGUUCAACAGGAUCUUUCGUUCGAAGCCCUCAAUACUGGCAAAGGGGCCUUGAAUACCGUACUCAAUGCGCAAAACCUUGGUAGAAAUGUCGGAAACUUCAUGAAGUCUAUGAGCACAGCGCUGAAGAAUUUCGAUAAACUCACCCCAGAAGUGCAGCAGCAAAUUUUUGAUAGCAUAAAGGAGUUUUCCAAACCGGAGGGUACGCUUGAGAAGGCCCAAAGGGCGAUGAAAGACUUUGAGGAUUUUCCGUGGGACGAGCAGGAAGUCCCAAGCAUAUCUGUACCUUCGGGUACGAGCAUGCCGGUAUCUCAGAGUCUCAGCACUGCGGCAACUCAGAGUCUCAGCACUGCAGCGAGUACAGAGAGUCAGAGUGUCUCCCUCACGUCGAUGGCUUCUACGCUGACUCCAUCUGCUACUCAAUCUUUGACAAGUAGCCAGUCCACUACUGAAUCUUCGACCAGUAGCAGUUCCACUGCUGGUCCGAGCGAAACGCCGGUUCCUUACAUUAUUCAAACGAAAGAGGGAACAUCAGUUGAAGCAUUCAACGCUUUUAUCAGGGACCUCGACGGUGGUGUUGGCGUUGCACAAACCUUCGAGCCCCUUUUACACCAAUUAUAUUGUACUAAAAUAGCCCCUACAAAGGCUGCAGAGCUGAAGAUGACCAAUCCUUUAAUCGGCAUCAUGGUCGAAGAAACGUUCGACCCCACCUUUAUGGGCGCUGAUGAUACAUUCAACGCGCCCGCAGCUUCCAGACGUCAUGGGUUCGAACCGCAUCACAGCAACGCCAGUAAAAUCUCCAGGGCCCUUAUUCCAGAGCAGCAAAAUGCUCCUUGGUGGAAGAGAAUACUGUCUUCGCCUCCAACGUCUCCCCUGAAUCCACCACAUAGGGAUCCCGGGUAUCUUGCUGAUGAUAGUGCGGGAGAGAAAACGACUAUAUACAUCAUCGACUCUGGCUUUGAUUUGAGCAUUCCGGCACUUCAGGAGGAAGGGCGCACCAUUAGAACUUACUUUCCACCCAAUGAUAUUGCCUUUCCGGUGGACUUCCUCAAAAACUUGAGAAAAACGCAUCCCGAGGCUACGAUUGAGGAGGAGCGCCUAAAUACGGUAAAUCCCGUCAGUCAUGGAACUAAAAUGGCAGCAAUAGCUGGAGGUAAACUCCACGGAAUUGCACAAAAUGCCGACUUAUAUCUCUUGAAGACGAAAGGAGUUUACAAUACGCAUGCGUGGAAGAACCCACUCGAUCAUUCAAAAGGAAAGGUUGGCCCUCAGGAUUACGGCCCGACUCCUAAGGCUAUAGCCACUGUUCUAAGUAAGGUGGGGAGGGACAUUUCAGAUCGACUGGCCAAAGAUCCGUCAGCCAGAUCAGUGAUCAACAUGUCGUUCGGAACAUCAAUAGUUGGCACGGAUAAUCGUGGCCGAGAGAUGGAGCCCUUCUAUGCGGACUUCUUCCGUUUUAUCGAGACGGUGAAGGCUACUGUGGUGGUGGCUGCAGGAAACGACCCCGACUUGGGCCUUCAUCAGCAAGUCCCACAGAAAUUUGGUACUACUACUAACCAAAUAAUAACUGUUGGAGGAGUAAACGAGGAAGGCAAAAUAUACGAUCAGACCUGCCAUCCGCAUCCUGGACAACCGGGCUCCAUGACUUUAUAUGCACCUGCAACUAAUGUAAUUGCUCCGGGACAUAAUAACGAACUUCAUCUGAAUACAGAUUUUAAUACAGGUACAAGCCAAGCAGCAGCCAUCAUUUCGGGCCUUGCGGCUUACUUCUUAUCUCAUCCAGAGAUCAACCUGUUCAAUCAUGGGGAUAUUCCUAUUCCUCGGGAUGAUAUGAAAAAGUUCAUGACUUCACAUGCUUGGACGCGGGUACCUCGAGAGGAUUUUGUCACGCCUCCACUGUUCUGGCCACGGGUACCAAUUGAACAUCUCAACGUUCCUUACAAUCUCGCUCGAGGUGAUACAUUUCAUCCAGAUAUUCAAUGUCAAAUUCCAUUCAGGAAGCGUGGAGAGAACAAAACGGCCACAGCUUGUUCGAUGUCGUCCAAAACAGCACCGACUACUCUUUCGACAGGAACUAGGUUUGUGAUGCUCGUAUGAGAUCCUCAGUUUGGCUUCUAACGCUGUCGUAGGUCUGCCACAACAUCACCAGUAAGCGUAACAUCAAUUGCAUCCUUCCAAUCUCAGCCCGAGUCUGCGCGCUCAACUGAGAUUUCAUCUUCGCAAUCUCCACCACAAUCC